AUGGCGGCUCUCCGGUCAGCAGCGUUUUCCCUUGCCAGCCGUAACUGGCGCCUGGUCGUCGUCGCGUUGCUUCUCUCCGUCUCUUUUCAGCGCGCCGAAUCUCACUCGUUUAUCAGGAAGGACCUCGCGGAAGUGAUAGCGGCAUUCGAGGCAAAGGCGGAGGCGGCGCGCGACGCAAGUAGCGCUAGCGACGGCGGCGACGGCGUCGCACAUCGCCACCAUGGUCGCAAGCUCGCGCACGUGCUUACGGAGACAUCAUUCGACCGGUACACUGGCUCGCUGCGUCUCUCCCAGCGCGACCUGAGGCGCCUGCAGGAGCGCGCCGAUGCGGCCGGCGUCUCUCAGAUCGCCCGGCGGUCCACGCUGCAGGCGGCGGAGGACAGCCUCAUGUUCCCGCUCUUCUCGCUCGAUACCAAGGGCCCGUUUGUAACGACGCUGAUUCUGGGGUCGCCGGCGAAGCAGUUCGUGGUGCUGGCGGAUCUCAGCACGAGCGUCACGUGGGUCAGCUGCGACUGCCUCUCCUGCCCCUCCGCCGCCAACUCGCUCGACGUCCUCGGCAUCAACCGAACGACGCUGGAAACGCGGCGGUCGCUGACAGCAAAGCCGGUCGCCUGCAACAGCAGCGUGUGCGCGCAGAGCGCCACCUUCUCGUGCGACGUGCAGCAGCCGCUGCUCAAGGACCGCCCGGGCGUGUGCGAGUACAACAUCAGCAUGGGCGCGGGGAACGUGUACUCAGACGUGGUCACCAUCCCGCUUGUCAAUCUCAACCUGCCACCGGGGGAGCAUGACAGCAUCACCUCGCCCAUCUACUUCGGGUGCAACCGGGUGGAGGAUCCGGCCAUGGAGGGCUUCGGCCCGGACGGGGCAGUGGGGCUGGGAGCAGGGCCGUUCUCGUUUGCGUCGCAGCUGCACGCCACGAGCCUGCUCAACGCCAGCACCUCCCCUCGCCCCAACGCCUUCUCCCUCUGCCUCGACGGGCCGCUGCAGGAAGGGCUGCUGAUAGUGGGUGCCACGCCUGACCCGCCCUCGGGACUCGUCACCACGCCCUUCAAGGUCGCGGUUAACAGUUCGCGCUAUCUGCUGAACGUGACGGCAAUCCGCCUGGGGGGGACGGAGGUGAAUGGCACGCAGGGCAUAGGGAGCAUGGUCAACUCGUCCUUCGGGGGCUUCUCUCUCGACACAGCACGCGACUUCAUCUCCCUGCGCCGCACCGUCUAUGAAAACCUCGUCACUGCCGUGUACGCAACAGAUGCAGUGUUGGAGACUGGUCUGGACAGCUACACUGGCUACUACUGUGGAGUCGUGGCUCCCGGUGCGAGCCCGUCCGUGGUCUUCCCGCCCAUCUUCUUUGAUCUCCCGGAGGGGUCUUUUUCAGUCCCGUGGCAAAACUAUAUGUACUCUGUUGCCAACGAGACCCACGAGAUCCUCUGCCUGCUAGCGGAGUCACACCCGGACUGGGCCCCCCGCAAUGUUUACCUGGGCACGCCGUUCCUGGUGGACACGUACUGGAAGUUUGACCUCGACAAGAGCACCGUCUCCUUCAUGCCUUACAACUGCUCGGCACUUGAAAUCGCUCCCGCCCCUUCCUCCGCGCCUGUAGCACCCAAUCCCCCUCUCACCGCCCCAACCACUCCCUCCUCCUCGCCCCCCAUGCCCUCUCCAACCUCUCCAACCCCUGUCACUCCUUCUGGCACUACCCCUCCGGUCGCCACAACACUAUCUGUUGCCUCGCCUCCGCCUCCCCCAAAGCCUGCUUCACGCAUUGCCACAGCUCUCCCGGCUCUCCUCCUGGCUGCCCUCCUCGCAGCACUCUUGCUCUAG
Messenger RNA from Closterium sp. Yama58-4, 1821 nucleotides. The record is from the annotation of a GenBank genome assembly. Lineage: Eukaryota; Viridiplantae; Streptophyta; Zygnematophyceae; Desmidiales; Closteriaceae.